GGUGAUGUCGGAGCGUCGUUCGACGCACGAGUUUUUCCCUCUCUCUCCUCUUUUUCCAAAACGUGCACAUAUUUUCUCUCUCACUUUUUCUUUCGAUACCGAAUUUCAGAAUUAUCUCUCCAGUUUCUGUUCUCGUGAACGAAUUGGAAAAAGAAGUAAGACAUCUCCGUUUCGUUCUCGUGUUGCUCAUGCAAACUCUCGGAGUGGUGCACCGCGAGAUGAUUUUUCAUCGUUUGCUCUCGUACGCGAAGAGCAAAAUAAACGCGCGCCGGUGAAAGAUCUUGUCUCGCUUGUCGGAAGAGCAACAAGUGGAAAGUGCAUCGGAAAAUAUUUCGCGCCGUCAAAGUGGACUUUCUUGUUCGUGCGAGUUUAAACCGCGGUCACGUGGUAUACUCGUUGCCAAAAUCACAUAGCUUCACUUCCGAAGAAGCGUUCGUCGUUCUCGCUUGUCACUCGUAAAACUUUCGCGAAAUUUACAUCGCACAUAGAUAAAAAUCAAUUUCGGAUUUGAUCGUAAUCGAGAUCGUUUGUGUCGGCGCGACGAAAGAAUUUUCCGAAAAGGAUUAGUAUAGGGUAUUGUUCUGAAAAUCUUAAUGGAGAUGACAUGAUCAUUCUAGAAAUUUCGUCACGUGAAGAAGGCGGAAAUGCGAGGCGGUGCGAUCCGGUGUGAUUGAAGGAUCGUCUAAAAAUUGGCAGCAGUCGUCAACGGAUUAGCGGAACGAAAAUACGAUACCAAGUGCGAUAAAUACUGAUUUCCGUGCGCGAUCUAUCACAGGGUGAUCAACAUGACGUGCAACGACGCGGCGCGAAUUAAUGAAUGACGAGACUCGGAGUAGAGAGAGACACGAUAACGAGCGCGCGAAAGCGAAUCGGGAUUUUGCUCUUUUUUUUUCGCAUUCGACGAUUUACAGACUGUGUGAGUGCUUCUGUCAAUGAUCGCCUUUGUUCAGUGGUAUCAAAGAAUUGCGGGAAUUCUCGUGGACCAUGGCCACUGCCAUGAAGAAGAAACUCGUGGGCAACGUGACGUUACAACGCCUCGUCGUUGUCAUCUUUACAUUGAUCCUCAAUGAUCUGAAUGCUGAAGCACGUGGAUUUCGACACAACUUUAGGCAAGGUCACAGAGAAAGACCACACAGUAGUCUGAACAGGAGUUUGAAGACUAGUGGCCUCUUUCCAUCCACAUUCAAUGUUGCUGCGAAAGCAGACGUUUACGUAAAUGCGACGUGCGGUGAGGAGGGUCCAGAGACUUUUUGCAAACCCUCGGAAUCAUCGAGAUGCGCCGUCUGCGAUGCUAGGAGUCCGGAUCCUGGCAAGAGGCAUAACAUCAGCAACGUCCUCGGCUCAAGUCCUGGUAGAUGGUGGCAAAGCCCAACGUUAGCCAGAGGCGAUCAAUAUGAAUACGUGACGAUCCUCUUGGAUCUCAAACAGGUCUAUCAAGUGGAGUACGUGAUAGUGAAGGCCGCGAACUCGCCGAGACCCACGGCCUGGAUUUUGGAGAAAUCCUUGGACGGUGAAAAUUUCCAGCCGUGGCAAUAUUACGCACCGAACGAUGUGGAAUGCUGGACGAGAUUUUCGGUACCGUCUAUUACGAACAAAACCAUUCGCCUCAACGACGACGAAGUCAUAUGCACCAGUCAGUACUCCAGACAAACCCCCAUGGAGAACGGCGAGAUCCACACGCAUUUGGUGAACGGUCGACCCGGGGCCCUCAAUCACAGUACGACUCUGCAGGAAUUCACCCAGGCGAGAUACGUGCGGCUCCGUCUUCAGGGUCUUCGACGCAGCGGCGAGGCUUUCGCCGACAAGAGACGUGCCUUUUAUUCGAUAAAGGAAAUCAAUAUCGGAGGACGUUGCAUAUGCUCCGGACACUCGGCUCGAUGUCGAUACAGCGUACAUCACGGGCAUCAGGUAUGCGAAUGCGAGCGCCACACGUGCGGCGAAAGAUGCGAAAAAUGCUGCCCCAUGUACAAUCAGAUCUCAUGGCAGCCCGGCACAGCUGGCAAGGGCUUUCACUGCGAGAAGUGCAACUGCAAUGGCCAUGCAACGUCCUGCAUAUACGACAAGGAAGUAGCCGAGAAAGGACUGUCCAUGGAUAUUCGUGGGAAUUACCGAGGCGGCGGCGUGUGCGUCAAUUGCACGGACCAUACAGACGGUAUUAACUGCGAAAAAUGUCUGCCCGGCUACUACAGGCCGAAUGGCGUUGCACCCAACGCACCAGAACCAUGUUUGCCCUGCAACUGCGACAUAAGAGGUAGUACAGGCAACUGUACUCCCGAUGAUUCCUUCACGCGUAUGGGAAAGGUAGCAGGUGCCUGCGAAUGCAUACAGGGCUAUUCGGGAUAUAAGUGUGAUCAAUGUGCCGCCGGUUAUCGACAGUUUCCCUAUUGCUUUCCAUGUCCCUGCGAUCCCCGUGGGAUUCUGCCAUCCCACGAUUGCGAGGGCGACUGUUUGUGCAAAGCGAAUGUCAUCGGAGAAAUCUGCGACAGUUGCAAACCCGGAUAUUUCGCGCUUAUGAAGGAUAACAUCGACGGAUGUAUGCCCUGCUAUUGUUUUGGUGUAACAGAUCGCUGUACCACUGCGAGAUUAUUGUACAGAGAAAUUUCUACGCUGGAGAACUGGUUGGUGACCGACAUGAACGCGUCUCGGGCAGUCGUUCCCACCUUGGAGACGGACAACGAAUGGCUGACCGUGGCGGCAUUCGACGUCGAGUAUGACAGCCCUUUCUGGUUGGCGCCACAGAUUUACACAGGGAAUCGCGUAUCUUCAUACGGCGGCAAUCUCACAUACUCCGUUACGUGGAUUGUCAUGCGAGGUGACAGCAGCGGUAAAUCAACCACGGAUCCCAACGUUAUUCUAGUUGGUAACAAUGGGAUACGUAUAGCGUAUGGAGAGGAGCAAUACAACGGUCAAGAGGCCAAAAUCGUGGUACCUUUACGAGAGCAAGGCUGGUAUCACGUACGAAGCGACGUUCAGGACAUUCUGACUAGAUCGAGGAGAAUCGAUUUUCAUGGUAAUCCUGUGACGAGGGCGCAAAUGAUGAAUGUUCUCGCUGAUUUGAAGUACCUGAUGAUAAGGGUGCGAUAUCAUUCGGAACAAAUUGAAGGAAGGCUCCAAUCUGUUAUGUUGACCGUGGGCGAAUUAUCGCCGAAUGGCAUGACCAGUCAUCUCAUCGAAAAGUGCGAAUGUCCCGAGGGAUACACAGGAACGUCUUGCGAGGAAUGUGCUUGGGGAUACGUAAAAAUGCCCAUCAACGGUUCUAAUUAUCAGAACCAUCAUGUGUGUGUGAAAUGUGACUGCAACGGUCAUGCUGGCUCCUGCGAUCUCGUGAUGGGCGAAUGUGGAACAUGUGAACAUCAUACAGUAGGACCAAAGUGCGAUCGUUGCGCUACAGGAUAUUAUGGUAUCGCAACGAGAGGCACUAACGAGGAUUGUAAAAAAUGCGCAUGUCCGCUUGCCAUCGAGUCCAAUAAUUUUAGUCCGAGCUGUCAACUCGAUAAUCCCGCCGAUAUGAACAGUGGAUACGUUUGCACGCAGUGUCCCAAAGGAUACACCGGAGAUCAUUGUGAAACUUGUGAUGUAGGAUACUAUGGUAAUCCUCUGUUACCCGGCGGCACUUGCGAACAAUGUCCUUGUAAUGGUGGUAUCUGCGAUCAAGAAACGGGUCGUUGUUUAGAAUGUCGCGGCAAUACGGAAGGCUGGAAAUGUGACAGAUGCAAGGAAGCAUACUUCGGAAAUCCUUCGGAGCAAAAUUGCAUGCCGUGCGACUGUUCUCCCAUUGGCAGCAAUUCGAUCCAAUGUGAACAGACGACCGGUCAGUGUCCUUGCAAGUCUUUGUUCACCGGUCGUGACUGUUCCUCCUGCAUCGAGGGCUACGGGAAUGUGACCGCAGGUUGCCGGGAAUGCGACUGCGACGUGGGUGCCAUCGACGGGUUCUGCGAUUUCGUAAGCGGUGUGUGCAGGUGCGCGCCGGGCGUCGUGGGCUUCCGGUGCGAUCGUUGUGAUGUGGACCACUACGAUUUAUCAGCGGAUGGCUGCAAAGGAUGCGACUGCAACAAUUUGGGCUCCAUGAGUUCUGUUUGCGACAUCGUGUCCGGACAAUGUCAGUGCAAACCACAAGUUGUUGGCAGACAGUGCAACGAAUGCAAGGUCGGUUAUUGGGGAUUGACAUCGGGAGCAGGAUGCACACCUUGCGGCUGCGAUUCCAUGGGGUCUUAUAAUGCAUCUUGUCACAGUGGUACAGGAGAAUGCUACUGCAAGCCAGGUGUGGGUGGUCCGCGCUGUGACAGUUGUCAACCCGAAUAUUAUGGAUUUUCUCCGAACGGCUGUCAAUUGUGCGACUCGUGUGUGCGACCCGGUCACGUGUGCGACCCCGACACCGGUCGUUGCGUGUGUCCCCGCUUGACCUACGGCGAGCAUUGCGACCGGUGCAGACCGGGUGCGUGGGACCUGGUGCCGCAUGUUGGCUGCAGGCCAUGCGCCUGCACCCUCGGCGCCACGCGAUCCCAGUGCGACCACCAGGGUCAGUGCCCCUGCAGAAUCGGCUAUGACGGGCUCAGGUGCGAGAGAUGCGCCAGGGGUUACUACGGUUUUCCGAGGUGCCGUCCCUGUGGCUGCAGCUUAGCCGGCACGAUUCAAUGUCGAGACGGCAUUUGCGAAUGCGACGACAAGGGACAAUGUCCAUGCAAGGAAUUGGUCGUUGGACGACAGUGCAAUGAGUGCAAGGAAGGCACGUUCGGCCUUGCGGCAAACAAUGCCAGAGGAUGUACCGAGUGCUUCUGUUUCGGAAGGAGCGCUCUGUGUCAACAGGCUGGACUCGGUUGGGGUCAGCGCAGAUUAACCCGUCCUCGAGUUCUUUAUAUCAACGACACAGUCAGCGAUGUAAUAAUAACGAGCUUUGGCUCCACGACUGUAUUGCCAGCUGUGAACGGUGGAUUGAACGUGACGAAUGGCCUCUCUGUAAUCCCUGGAUCGGAUGGUGAUGUCACGAUGCCCACGAAUCUUUAUUACAGUUAUCCUUUGUACUGGAGACUACCGGAUUCUUUUCUGGGAGACAAGGUCGUUUCUUAUGGAGGAUUCCUCCGCUUUAAAACCUCGACGGAAGGUGGGAUACCUUUGAGAUCGAAUCUUCGAUAUCCUGUGGUGCAGUUGCAAGGCAAUAAUAAGAUUGUUUUAGAAUACUAUUUGCAUCUACCAGUGAGCGAUAAUCAUUACGAAGUCAGAUUCCAUGAAUCGUUAUGGCAGCUACAAAACAGACCGGAUUAUAAAGUUUCCAGGGACGUUCUAAUGGUCGCAUUACAAAACCUGCAGUACAUCCUCGUAAAAGCCUCGGACAACGCCGAAUUUACGAGAACCACACUUCUGGAGGCUUCUCUCGACGCCGCCGUCUUGACGCCUACGCACUCGCCAUCGCUGGCGACCGGAGUAGAGAUCUGCCAGUGUCCGCCGGAAUACAACGGCACGUCCUGCCAGGAUCCCAGUAUUGGUUUUUACAGGUGGUACAAGAACACCACCGCCACGUCUACCAUCGUGAUCGAUCUUGUCGGACAAGCGAGACGCUGCCAGUGCAACGGGAGAUCCGAGGUGUGCGACAGGGAGACGGGAUAUUGCUUGAAUUGCAGAGAAAAUACAGUUGGUGCACAUUGCAACGUUUGCGCUGACAGUUUCUAUGGUCAUCCGGAGUUUGGAGGCUGCAAACCAUGCCCAUGCCCACAAAUCGAUAAAAGAUUUUCAAGUACCUGUGUGGUUCGUGCGGAAAACGAACCUAUUUGUCACUGCAAGCCAGGUUACAUCGGUAGAAAAUGUGAACGUUGCGCCUACGGCUAUUACGGCUCUCCCGGCCUUCCGGACGGCAAGUGCGUUCCGUGCAAUUGCAACUUGGCAGGAAGUUUGAGCGACGUCUGCGACGGCGAGACAGGACAGUGCAAAUGCAGGCACGGAUCUACUGGCAGGGAUUGCUCUCAGUGUACGGCAUAUCGACAUGUUUACAUAAACAAUGUUUGCACUUCAUGCGAUGACAACUGUACGGGAAUUCUGCUCAAUACCAUAGCGGUACUAUCUGAAGAACUAGCCGCAGGAACAGGUCACAUAGCAGAUGGAUAUAUUCCACCUCCAUGGCUAGAACUGUCCUAUGUUGAUACCAACGCUACUGCGUAUCUCGAGGAACUGGAGCUGCAAACUCUUGUGCAGCAACGGAUGAAAAAUGUGCCGUGGCAUGAAUACAAGAAACUUGAGGGAGAUGUUGAAACUAUAUUAAGAAACCUUAACAAGCAAGCAACAUAUGCCGAUAUGUUGAAAACCAAGAGUGGCGACUUGAAAAAUAAUGUUUUUACAAUAAAGCUCAUGCUCGAUAAUUUAAAAAGAGACAUAGGAGAUACAAUUUCACAACUCAAUCAAUACAGCAACGAUAAUAGAAGAAUAGAAAUCAAGAAGGCCUUAAAAACAGCAAAGAUGAUCUUGAAUCGUCUAAAGUCUGUUGAUAUAGCCAAGAAAACCACAGAAGUGGAGAAUUUCCUCGACGGUGUUACCCCAUAUGUGGCGUGGCUGAAUUCUCUUUAUGAUGUGACUGAGCCUUUGAUGGCCAUCCAGGAUGACACUAAAGAUUACGAGAUAAAGUUGGAUGAUAUGAGACCGAUCAUAGAGAACACUAUGGAAACGCUGUUCACCUAUGACAGUUUAUACAAUCGUAUCAAUGGGACAUUCGUUGAGGCUAAACAUCAGUGCACUCGUAUCAGAAUGCUGCGUGAUGAAACGAACGAAACGAUUACCGAAGGAAAAAACCUUCUCGAUGAGGCUCAGGGUCUGCUCAUUGACGCGGAGAAUAACAUCCAAGACCUCCCAGACUCACGAGAUAAAUUAACAUACUGGACAGAGAAGCUGAGCAUGAAGGAGGAACUCCUAUAUCGACUAAAUUAUGAGUAUGGUGAAAAAUAUGUAGUACCGGCAAUGCAACACGCGAAAAAUCUAUCCAGUUAUGUCGACCAGUAUGUCAGUUUGUUUGCCGAGACACGAGAUAUUGCAGCUAGUCCUCUGAAGGCAAGCCAGGCAUACAAAAAUAUCGUUGACGGAUUGCAAGCAGCGAAAGUCACUGCGUUGGCAGCCAAGGAAGCCGCUGAGGAUGUAUAUAAAAAGGCUUUCCCUCCUUUGGGACAGAAAUCGCUAUUGGAUGAUGCUAAGGAAAUACUAGCCAAGUCUUCACAGCAGCGGGAAAUAGCGAAGAAGCAUGGUAAACUAGUCAAGAAUGCGAAUGCUGCGUUGGAGGCUCAAAAGCAAGCGGUGCUCGUAUUGAAAGAUACAUUGAACAGCACUGGGAUAAAGGACAACGAGAUAAAUGUGAAAUUACGAGAAUUGCAGAGUAAUAGUAAAAGAUUGCAUGAGGAUUUAUUGGAUAUCUCGCAGGAUAAUGAAGAAGUAGGAAAAUCGAUAAAAACCACGGAACGAUUAAUCGACGAUUACAAACAAAGCAUUGCUGAUAGAUUGAAACCAAAAUUGAACGAAUUGAAACGUGAAGGCGAUUCGAAAAUUGGUCUCGCCAGCGAAAAGUUGUCAGAAGCAUUGAGCAAUAUUAAAAAGGCUGAUGCGAAAUUAAUAAGCCUAUCAAAUGCUGCGAUGAAACGAAAAGCUGCCUUUGACAAAUGGAACGACACAUUAGCUACGAAACUGCAAAAUCUCAAAGACAAAAUUGCAGAAGCACGAAAUACUGCUGAGGGAAUUCGCGUUUCUGUGCGAUCGGUAGAAGGAAAGGAAUGUAUUCGUUCGUACAGGCCGACGACAUUGCAAUCAUCGUCAACAACAUCGAUUGUGAUGACAUUCGCACUUCCAACAGCACGCAAGGAAGGUUCUCUGUUUUAUUUGCCAAGUGGAAUUAACGACGAUUUCGUUGCUUUGGAAAUAUUCGAUAGGAAAGUGCGAUUUCUGUGGAAUGUUGGUGGAGGCACAAGCGUACUAACACAUCCUGAAGUUCUCGGAAGUGGCGAUCUACAGAACGAUACAUCUUGGUAUCGGAUCGAGGCUGAAAGAAUUCGACACACAGGCAAACUGAACGUGCUCAAGCAGGCUUCGACAUCCGGAAGGUAUCUCCCUGUUAUGAACUCGACUAACUCUGAGUAUGGUCGUUUUGACGUUUUACCUACGGACCGAUUGUGGAUAGGAGGUAUUCCUAAAUCGCAGAGAAGACCAGCAGAACUAAUCGCCGGUAAUGGCCUUCCGGGUUGCAUUCAUCAAGUUAUUCUCGACGGAAAGCAAAUUGGCCUCUGGAAUUUCAUUACGACAGCACCGGAUAUGGCUUGCAAAGCUUGCGUGGAAGGGGUGGAAGAUGCCAGAGAUGAUAUAGCUUAUAGUUUCAACGGCGAAGGCUAUGCCGUGAGAAACAGAGUUUCGUCUGGUCCAUAUAACAAAUACAUGUUUGGAGUCUCGAUCAAUUUUCGAACAUUUGAUGAGAAUGCAUUACUAUUUCUAGCCAUUAACAAAGAUAAUAAUCAGCACAUCAUGAUUUCCCUGCGGGAGGGCAGAGUGAUCCUCCACGUUGGCUAUGGUGGAAACGUCAGCAUGGAGAUGUCCUCGACUUACAAAUACAAUACUGGCAACUGGACAAAGGUAGACGCCUUCCGUCAGUAUCAAGUUCGCAAGAAUAUCGAAAAGUGCAGUCUUAGUAUCGGCGGCGAUGAUAAGCGAAUCGGUGCGCCCACACCGCAGCCCAAAAAAGAGGAUAUUCCGGAUUUGUCGCAGGCCAAAUAUUACAUCGGUGGUUUGCCACCGAGCUUCCGCGCCGAGAAAUUAAUGUUACCUUCGCAAGUAUCAUUUCUCGGAUGUAUGGCCAACAUUGUAGUACAGGAAGGCUAUGAUCCAAUGGCCGAACAAUAUUACGGGGUGGAAUCCAGUUGUGGUAAUAAGCCGUUGAGGAUAGUUGGAUUCUACGGGGAUGGAUAUCUCGAACAUUCCGCGUUCACUUUACGGAAGAUCCAAUCCGUUUUAAGCUUCUCCUUUAGAACUUUGCAAGAUGCAGCUAUGCUCCUUCUCUCUACAUUCGAGGGCACCGAAGACAGAUUAAGUGAUAGCGAAACAAAUAGAACCAGCUAUUAUUCCGUAUGCGUUCUCAAUGGACAAGUGCAAGUUCGUUUAAAUGCUGGCCAGGGCGAGUUGGUUCUUCAAUCGAACAACACUUUCAAUGACGGAAGAUAUCACUCAAUUACUGUUAUCAAGAAAAGAAAAGAAGUAGAAUUAAGAAUUGAUGAUGCGUAUCAGACGUCAGGAAGAUUGCGCAGCAGCAUCGCAAUUAAGGCUCCUGAAUCGAAUGGAGGACUUUUCUUUGGAGGAUUACCAGCUCUCAUCAAUAACACUAAGAUGGUAGCGACUAACACUCCAUUAUAUGGUGCUAUCAAGGAUGUGAUUUUCAAUGAUAUAAAUCUACAAUUUGAUGAUGCCGUUACUUUUGAUCAUGCUCUAAUUGGCCGUUCCGGGCCGAGUAUGGGGAAAGAUAUGCCGAGUUACGCACCAUCGGCGUCGUUGUCCCGAGGGAUGUCCACGCAACCCGAAGGAUGCCAGAAAGUGCCUUACUACUCGUUAGAAACGGGGGCUUUGAAAUUCGGCGAUAAGCCGCAUAGCCAUACGCAGCUUUACCUCAAUUUCAAGAAAUUCUGGGAGAAGAAAUAUACGAUAGAAUUCGAUUUUAGGACGUAUUAUCCCAACGGACUGUUGUUUAUUACUCCGGGUCUUAGAUUGAAACAUUAUCUGAUGGUGCUUGUCCGAGACGGGCAGCUUCUUCUGGUAGUGAAGAGCAAACAAAGAAAGGAGAUACUAUUUAAGACGCCAUUUAAUGAUGGCAAUUGGCAUCACGUUGUCAUCAGUCAUGAAGAUAGGAGGCUCACUCUAUUAGUGGACUCGCAGACACCACGUGUUCUCAAAGUACCGAAGAGGAUCGGUCUCGCGUCCAUGAUGUACAUCGGUGGCCUUCCGGAAAGUGGAACGCCUAUUCCAGAACAAGUAGUCGUCAAAUUGGAGACUCUAAAAGGAUGUAUGAGAGGCUUGAAUAUUAAUGGAAACAUCUUCGACAUGGUGGGUUCCACCAGCAGAGCUUACAAUGUUGGACAAUGCUUCCCGAGUGUCGAGAGUGGAGCGUAUUUCCAGGACGAGGCUUACGCUAUUUAUCGAAAUAACUUUGAGGUGGAUGGCGUGCUUGAACUUCAGUUAGAAUUCAGAACAUCAGAAAUGUCCGGCGUAUUGCUGUCGAUUACCGCACCCAGUGGCUCGCCUUCUCUGUCGCUGGAACUCAAUAGUGGUAAGGUGAUUAUGUCGGGCGAUCUGGGCGACAACAAUCCGCUGUACGUAGAGCAAGAAUUCUCCAGUCAGUAUGCGAUUUGCGACAAUCGAUGGCACAGAAUCCAAGCUGUAUACAAUGACGAGCAAUUGGCACUCAAGGUGGAUGAGCUGGACCAAAGAUACGGCCUGCCCACGAAUGUCAAUUAUCAUUUCAAUAGCUCCAUUUUCUCCGGCCCGUUGUACAUAGGCGGAAUACCAGAAAAUGCUCAGCAAGGCUCGUUGUUAACACGAGACCAUUUCAACGGAUGCAUCAGGAAUGUGAUGAUAAGAGGGGAAAGACGAGAUUGGACGGACAUGGCAGAGCUGCACAACAUCCAUCUGAGCUCCUGUCCGGUUCAAUGAUAGCGAGGCAUUAAAAGAAAAGGCAAUUUACCUCGGCGUUCAACGCUUUUAGUUCCAAAGACUGCUCGAUGAAUCGCGUUGGGUUCAACAACCGCACCGGGAUUAACGUGCCAUAUAUUCGCAAGCGACGAGUUUUUUAAGACUUAACAAAGCCAAAAGAUGCUAAACCGUAGACCGUUUCGUUAGGCUAAUCGUCGUAACUUGAAGAUAGAAAAGAAAAGGGAGAAGAGAUCGUGCGCGUCGGUCGCGCCGUGGCAAACGAUGGCACGAACAAUUUUGUUGUAUUCACGCAAAAACGUGUAAUGCAAACGGUGACACGAUACGCAUAAAUAGCGAGAUCACUGCCAUAUAGUUUAAUUAUUCGCUGUAAGCCGCAAACAAUCUGUACAUCAGUAUUUAAAAGCCAUUAUUUAUUAUCGUUAACCGUCGACCUCGGGAAUUCGUCGCGUUGACGAGCUAGCAAAUAGAGAAUAACGCGAAUACGUUUUGUACUUUUAUAGUUAGAUUUGUAUUGAAGCCCGAUAUGUAUGUACAUUAUAGAUUUUUAUUCAAACGACUUCGAGAAACAUGUAAGUGCUCUGUAAAAAAAAAAAGAAUGAAGUGUCCUUUAAUUACGCAGAGAGAUAAUCUUCGAAGAAUAUUUAUGAGAUAGAAGAAUAUUUAUGUUCAAUCUCUCUCAUACAUACACAUGCACACGAUCUUCGUUAAACUGUAAUAUAUUACACAUAUACAAGGAAAA
Messenger RNA from Pogonomyrmex barbatus (red harvester ant), 11395 nucleotides. It is a transcript of the gene wb, whose product is annotated as wing blister. NCBI's taxonomy places the organism in Eukaryota, Metazoa, Arthropoda, Insecta, Hymenoptera, Formicidae. The record is from RefSeq and is a predicted model, not a curated record. Gene Ontology annotation, biological process: animal organ morphogenesis; tissue development.